AUGAGUGAAGAAAUUCUUCGAGAAAUGGCAGAGUUAAGAGAAAUGAUGACUGCGCGAAGAAAUGGUGAAAGGAGACAGUUAGAAGAAGCAGUAGAGGAAGCUAGAAAAACACCCUUUGCAAGGCAAAUACAAAUUGAAAUAAUACCACCUAAGUGCAAUUUACCAGUAUUCACAAGUAUAUUUGAUGGAAGCACAUGUGCAGUACAACACAUAAAAGCUUACAGCCGAUCUCUGUUGCAAUGGGAAGAUAACGAUGCAGUAUUGUGCAAGUAUUUCCCAGCGAGCUUAACAGGGGAAGCUUCGGAAUGGUUCGAAGGGUUUCCAGUGGGGACCAUUACAUCAUUUCGUCAUUUACAGAACGUCUUUUUGGGACAAUAUAUCAGUAACAAUAUGUCAAGACCAGGGAUUGAGACAUCCUUUGGACUUCGCAGAAGGAUCAAUGAGAGUUUGCGUCAUGUAACCACGCGUUGGAGGACCAUGUGUAGUGAAAUGGCAAGACGAGUGGAUGAACGAAAUCUUAUAAUAUCCUUUAUCAAUGCUCUUUUUCCUACAGAUUUAUUAUAUACACAGAUCUUCAGGAUAAAGGAUAUCAUAACAAUGUCAGAGUUGCGCGAAUUUCAAGAGGAGUAUAUAGCACUUGAGGAGAAGCAAAGAGAUAUGGAGUCUUACCCAGUUGCGAUACCUAAUGCGAAUAAUGGGAAUGCAAGUUAA
This is a messenger RNA of Papaver somniferum (opium poppy), 711 nucleotides long. RefSeq lists its product as uncharacterized. The coding region runs from base 1 to 711 and encodes 236 amino acids. The transcript has a single exon. The record is from RefSeq and is a predicted model, not a curated record. Lineage: Eukaryota; Viridiplantae; Streptophyta; Magnoliopsida; Ranunculales; Papaveraceae.